GAAUGCUGAAUUGACAAUCCGUUCUCUGGUGAUUAGUGACGACAGAGGAAUGAAGACGCGCCGACGGACCACCAGCCCCGAGUACAAGUUGUUGUCCAACCAGGAAGUCGGCAAUAGUUCGUUGUCAGAGUCGGAUGCCGCUAGCGAAAGCGACACAGUGCCAUUGACUUAGAGUUUUAGAGGCAGGCUUUUGCAAACCGAGAAUGCCGGUGAGCCAGUUGCCAACCUUCCAUCACAUCCUGGCGGUGGCCGAGAUACACGUGCCGGAUGCGAUGUGUCUCAAUCCCAGUUCUUACUACUGGAAUCCGCCUACCACAACCGUUAGUCGCGACGAGCCACGGCUUUGCAUCUCUUUCACAGUGCAAACGGAAAGGUAUUCAGAAGGGUACCCUACCAAAAUUAGUAUUACGGAGUAUGAGUGCACGUGUCCUACGAUGCUAGAAGUGAUCAUUACUAAAAGAGAAAAAACAAAUUAUCAGUCUAUUAGUCGAGACAUGUCACCGGGGAUGAAGAACUGGCGACUGCCCUCUUUCAGAGUGGACGAGUUGCGCUGUUUCACGGUGCAGCUCAGGGUCUACGCUACGCCGGAAGUGCAAGUGUCGACGCUGGUCUCCAGACUGAACCAGGCCCGGCUGCAGGGAGACCCCCAGUGCGACGCCUCUCUGUGCGUCGAGGGCGAGUGGUUGCCGGCGCACCGCCUGGUGCUGGCCACGCAGAGUCCCGUCUUCGCCAAGAUGUUUGGGGGCGACUUCAAGGAGGCCGGCGACGGCCGCGUCCACUUGAAGGACGUGUCCAAAGGCGCGGCCGAGUUACUCUUGGAGUACAUGUACACCGAUCGUCUGGAGAAGUGCGAGGGCUUGGAGCUGGAGCUGCUGGACUUGGCGGAGCGCUAUUGCAUGAACCAGCUCAAGCAGGAGUGCAGGCUGCUGCUCUGGACAGUGAAUGCGCCGCGCGCCCUGCAAGUGCUGCGAGGACUUCCAAACCCCCACGUCGAUGCAGACACGAAGAAGCGUCUGGUGCGGAUCGUGGUGGACAACUGGAAGGCGACGACUGAAUCGAGCGAGUGGCAGGAAUUCCAAGCGGAGAAUCCUUUGGCGGCCGAGCUUCUGGUGGCCGUCUCUUCCAGCGAGCUGACGGUGUCGCUCAUGCAGCCUGUCUAGUACUGUAGUUGUUUCUGUACAGUGCUUAGUGUUUAUUUCCUUUCCAAUUAUUAUUUCUACGAUUUCUCAGUAUUAGCAUGUCUGCAAGUUCAGUGUUUUGAUCCCAAAUUGAUCGCAUAAAGGUUCAAAUAUAUUCUAAUAAAAUUUGCUUUGAUUAG
Thrips palmi is the source of this 1318-nucleotide messenger RNA. RefSeq names its product speckle-type POZ protein-like. The coding region runs from base 204 to 1160 and encodes 318 amino acids. Gene Ontology annotation, biological process: proteasome-mediated ubiquitin-dependent protein catabolic process; regulation of proteolysis. Gene Ontology annotation, cellular component: cytoplasm. NCBI's taxonomy places the organism in Eukaryota, Metazoa, Arthropoda, Insecta, Thysanoptera, Thripidae. The transcript is spliced from 3 exons. Gene Ontology annotation, molecular function: ubiquitin protein ligase binding. The record is from RefSeq and is a predicted model, not a curated record.